Molecule: messenger RNA, 723 nt
Organism: Ogataea philodendri
Lineage: Eukaryota; Fungi; Ascomycota; Pichiomycetes; Pichiales; Pichiaceae
Exons: 1
Coding region: 1-723 (240 amino acids)
Biological process (GO): nuclear mRNA surveillance; poly(A)-dependent snoRNA 3'-end processing; U4 snRNA 3'-end processing
Cellular component (GO): cytoplasmic exosome (RNase complex); nucleolus; nuclear exosome (RNase complex)
Source: RefSeq, a predicted model, not a curated record
AUGAAUAUUGAUAGAAGAAGAAACCUGGGCCCUGCCAACGUCAAGCCGCUGGUUUUCGCCGAGUCUGCGCCCGCCAAACAGGACCCAGAUACCAGGGUGUUUUUGGAAACAGGUCUUAUUCAGAACUGCAACGGGUCCUCGUACUUGGAGAAUGACAAAACCAUCAUCAUCACCUCUGUUUAUGGUCCCCGGCCAAACUUCACCAGAUCGUUCAACGACCAGGCCAACUUGAAGAUUAACGUUGAACUGUCCAAGUUCUUGCCUCUGGACAACUUUAAAGAUAACCAGAAGAAUAUUGUUCCCGACAAAGACAGACUGGUAUCUUCUUUGGAGUCGUUUCUGUUGUCUAACUACCAGAGUCUAAUUUUGCUUCAAAACUACCCAAAGUCGUCUAUUGAGAUCUUUGUGCAAGUGGUGGCGCUUAACCCUACCCACUCGCUGCUCUACACUCUGAAAAAUAUCCUAAACAGUGUGAGUGUCGCUUUGGUUGACUCUGGCCUAAAUAUUAAAGCUAUUGCCUGUUCAGGGUAUUCUGGGUCCGACAGCCACGAGACCGUGGUCAACUUUGCCGCCAAAGACGAGAUUCUCGGAAUAUGGAGCGAUUUCCAGGACUUUGACUCUACGUUCGACCAGUCGAUAGAUGCCUGUGAAAACGAUUCCGCCCAGCUACGGAAAGAAAUCAACGGAUACUUGCUCAAAAAAGCUACAAAGAACGCUUCAUAA